Messenger RNA from Oryzias latipes (Japanese medaka), 1731 nucleotides. It is a transcript of the gene ints15, whose product is annotated as integrator complex subunit 15. The record is from RefSeq and is a predicted model, not a curated record. Lineage: Eukaryota; Metazoa; Chordata; Actinopteri; Beloniformes; Adrianichthyidae.
AAUGGGGCUUCCGUAGAAACCGGAAGCGUUCUGUUGCUCAAUUUGCAGGCGAUUUCAGUAGCUACAUUUUCCCACUAAUUUCUUUGUUGGCUGACGCACGUUGACAAGACUGCAACUUCCUUUAAAUAAGCAGCUAUAGUAAGGAGGCUGUGAUGGGUGACAUUCGUCAGUCGCUGUUACCUCGGGACGUGCUGAGUGCUGCCAAGGAGCUGCUGUACCACCUGGACAUUUACAUCUGUAACCUGGUGCAGUCUGGGAGACAGCCCCCUCAGGUCGACUCCAAAACCCUGGAUCUCAUUGAGGAAUUUAUUCUUCAUGCACCCAAAGACAGAAAUGCUUCUGCUAGAAGGAUGAGUGCGCUGCAGGAGCUCCAGCUGCUGGAGAUCAUGUGCAGCUGCUUUCAGGAGCAGAGUCGGGACACCGUCCGCCAGCUUAUGUUCUCCGCUCUCUUUGGUCUCCAAGGAAACGCGGCGGAUGAGAGUCGCAUGGCACUGUUGGGGAAGCUGGUUUCAAUGGCGGUUGCCAUGGGAAGGGUUCCCAUCUUAGAAUGUGCUGCUACCUGGUUACAGAGAACGCAUCGUGUGUACUGUGUUCGCCUGGCCCAAGUACUCGUAGAUGACUACUGUAGCAUGGUCCCAGGCUCCGUGCCCACGUUGCAGAAUAUCCACAGCGCAAGCCCACGCUUCUGCUGCCAGUUUAUCACAGCCGUCACCACCCUCUACGACCUCACAACAGAGGAGCUCACCCCUCCAAUAGAACUUCUCCAGAUGAUAGUAUCCUGGAUCCAGGAGGACCCUCGGCUCGUGCUCAUCACCUUCCUGAAUACUCCUCUCACAGGCAGCCAGCCAAUCAAUUCUCUUGACGUGACGCCACUCGGUGGGCUCGUGCGAUGGUGUGUGAAAGCACCGCUAGCUUACAAGACAGACAAAAAGCAGACGCCGACUCACGAAAGAUCAGAGAACGUGCCGGAAGUAGGGCCUCUCUUCUCCACACUCCACUUAAGUGUCCUACAGGUCUUGAUGCUUCUGCCCAACAUACUCAAUGAGAAAGGACUGUUUGGACGCAUGGGUUUGCUCCAGCUGGACUCCUUGGCAGCUCUGACCUCUGAGUUGUCUCGACUGUUGGACCAGGCUGACAAACAUGCGCACGCCUCGGCCGCAGACGCACACGCAGCACCGCAGCUUGCUCUGGACCGGCUAGCACAAGCGCUGCAGGUGGCAAAGGCCAACGGAGCCCUUCUCUGCUCCAGAGAGGACAUGAGAGCCAUCUGUUCCCGCCUCCCUCACAACAAUUUGCUCCAGUUGGUGCUGUCCGGCCCAGUGAUGUACUACAACAACAUCCACACGCCCCCGCUGGCCUUCAGUCCGCACGCCGCUCACUCCCCCAUCGCCUCGCACCCCGCUCUCCCCACACACGCCGCUCACUCCCCCAUCGCCUCGCACCCCGCUCUCCCCACACACGCCGCUCACUCCCCCAUCGCCUCGCACCCCGCUCUCCCCACACACCCCGCUCACAGCCCACACACGCCCCUCGCCGCUCUCCCCGCCUCUCACGCGCCAUACCCCGCUCAGCCUUUCAUCACCGGGAUGCCGUUCCCCUUUCGACCCAACCACUGAAGGACUGCACAACAGAAGCGGCGUGUGGAUGACGAGUGUGUUAUUGUGUGUUCCAGCAGUGUUAGCGUUCUAUGAGUGUGGGAAGUGUUUGUUGAAUAAAUAUUUUUUUACAUCA